GGCCGACCUGGGCUACCAGGAGUGCCAGCCUAGCCCUGUACAGCAGAAGUGGUGGUAGUCGCCUUUGCCCUUGGUUCUUGUUCUGCUUGCGCUCGACCUCGCAGCCAUGGAGGCACCCCAGGAGCUUCUGAGUGGGAAGCUCCAACUCUGCUUCACCCCCGCUGCCGGGACCAGCCUCCUGAUGCUCAGGCUGAACGACGCGGCGUUGCGGGCGCUGCAAGAGUGUCGGCGGCAACAGGUUCGGCCAGUGAUCGCUUUCCAAGGCAACCGAGGGUAUGUAAGGUUCCCAGGACCUGGCUGGUCCUGCCUCUUCUCCUUCAUAGUGUCCCAGUGUGGCCAAGAGGGCCCUGGUGGCUUGGACCUUGUGUACCAACGCUUAGGCAGAUCUGGGCCUAACCACCUCCACUGCCUGGGCCCACUCAGGGAACGCCUCACUAUUUGGGCAGCCAUGGAUUCCAUCCCUGCCCCAUCUUCAGUUCAGAGACACAACCUAACUGACAGUGCCAGAGAUCCUGAGAGUUGGCAGAACAUAGGAGACUAUUCUGAGGAAGACACAGUUUCACAGCCACAAAUGGCACUAAAAGAGGUGCCAGAUCCACUGGCAAGCAGCCAAAGACAGUCACUCCCAGGAUCCUCAGAGGAACACAUGGCACAGUGGGAAGUGAGAAACCAGACCCAUCUUCCAAACAGAGAACCUGAUCAGGCACUGCCUUCCUCAGCUAGCCAGAAACAUUCGGACAAGAAGCGCCCAGCACCUGCAACCACUAGAAAACUAAAAGAAAAGAGGCUCAGAACCCUGCCUUUAGCUCCAAGUCCCCUACAAGCACUGCCCAGUGAGGACCUGCAAGAGGGAGGUUGGGAGCAAGAAGAUAAAGAUGAAGACAUGGGCUCCAGGCUGGAACACAGUCCCUCAGUUCAAGCAGAUUCUGAAUCCCCAAGCCCUGAAGAAGUACCAGAUUAUCUCCUGCAAUACACAGCCAUCCACAGUGCAGAGCAGCAACAUGCUUAUGAGCAGGACUUUGAGAUGGAUUAUACUGAAUACCGCAUCCUCCAUGCUCGUGUUGGGGCUGCAAGCCAAAGGUUCAGAGAGCUGGGAGCAGAGAUCAAGAGAGUUCAGCAAGGAACUCCAGAACAUAAGGUGCUGGAAGAAAAAAUAGUCCAGGAAUAUAAGAAGUUCAGGAAGCGGUAUCCAGGUUACAGGGAAGAAAAGCGUCGCUAAGAAAGUGGAUGCUUCAUUCACAACCAGGAAUGAUAUGCCUUUCCCAGUUCCACUGGAGAAGGAAGUUAAUGGGCCACACCUGGGCUGUGGGGGAGAGAGGUGCACCCAGCAGUGUCAGCAAUUCCUGAAACAACUUGGAUGGAACCCCAACCUGAUGCCACACCCAUACAGGGCAUUUUUGGGCAGAGACUAGCCUUGGGAGGUAUAAACAUGCUCAGUUGCAUGACAAGGGUAAACAGUAACCCAUCCUUAGGGUAUGGGCAGGGCCUGAAACAGACCCAACAAAAAAAGUCCCUCACCUGUUGUAGUCAUCAGGCCAGGGGCCUGGGCAAUAAACAUGUAAAGACAGAAAAUGACGAAAGGUAGAAUGGAUUUAUAGGUGAUGACUAUGAACCUAGCUAGCUGGUCUAUAGCAGCACUGACCAAUAUGGUAAGCCAGUAGCUCUAG
Prionailurus viverrinus (fishing cat) is the source of this 1667-nucleotide messenger RNA. RefSeq names its product elongation factor for RNA polymerase II 3 (gene ELL3). Gene Ontology annotation, molecular function: cis-regulatory region sequence-specific DNA binding. Gene Ontology annotation, biological process: snRNA transcription by RNA polymerase II; positive regulation of transcription elongation by RNA polymerase II; transcription elongation by RNA polymerase II. Lineage: Eukaryota; Metazoa; Chordata; Mammalia; Carnivora; Felidae. Gene Ontology annotation, cellular component: transcription elongation factor complex. The transcript has 12 exons. The record is from RefSeq and is a predicted model, not a curated record. The coding region runs from base 107 to 1219 and encodes 370 amino acids.